This is a messenger RNA of Papilio xuthus (Asian swallowtail), 954 nucleotides long. RefSeq lists its product as uncharacterized. The coding region runs from base 189 to 890 and encodes 233 amino acids. The transcript is spliced from 3 exons. The record is from RefSeq and is a predicted model, not a curated record. NCBI's taxonomy places the organism in Eukaryota, Metazoa, Arthropoda, Insecta, Lepidoptera, Papilionidae.
AGUUUCAGCCCAGUUGCAUAUGUCCAUAUUACUCCAAUUGAAACGUUAUUUUAUAAACAAAUAGUUUACAAUACAACGAAUUAUUGUGUAGAAUAGGAGACAUAAACGAAUGUUUCAUACUUUCUUGAUAAUAAAGGGACAUUGCUGUGGGAUCUGUCUGUGAUUUUGUGACAUAAAAAAACAAAGAGAUGGCGACUAAUACAAAACACACAUUGUCACAAAAUUUAAAGAAGUCCAAAUCACAGAAUAAUAAGAAAGGCAACAGAAAGGAGACAACUGCCAAAAUGUUGCAUACUAUGGAUCUGCGAAACAAAAAAACAGAAGAAAACGAUAUCCGUGCUGACCCUGCGCUGGCCGCUUUAAAAGAAGAUGAUGAAAAAUGGCUGACACAUUUCUUGAUGAGCGAAUUAGAUGAUAUGUUCAAUAAUGUACCAAAAGAAAUGGAAAGGCAACAACCUGGAAGAAAAAAGAAACUAUUCGAAAAAGAACCACCGGAAAGGAAAAGAGGUGUAAAAAGACCAUUUGAAAACAAAAAAAUGGUAAGGAAACAACUUGAAAGGAACCGAGUUGGAAAGAGACAAGUUGCAAAUAAAAAUGUUGCAAUAAGACGAGUUGAAAAUCAACACAUAAAAAUAAUUCAACCUGUGAGGCGCCGAGAUCUUUAUUGGUAUCCAUUGCCUGCAGCUGUAGGUAGUCCAGAAUAUGACAUUCGGAUCGAGGAAGUUUUAGAUACGAUAAAAAAACACGUCAAAACCGAUGACAUAGUCGAGGAGCCGGAGGAUAAAGACAGUGAACUUCCUGUCAUAAAUUUUAGCAUCUUCCAAUACUUCUGGUCAAUUGGUAAGGAUAAUAAAAUGGUUGUAGAUACAGAAAAUCUGCCUAUUCUUUAAAUUCCACUAAGCAGUGAAAAAUUUAUAUUUUAAUACUUUUUUUUUUGGUAGAUAUGUUUUUAUU